AUGGACAAUCCAAAAGAGCUAGACACUGAACGUAUCGAGAAAGCAAUUGGGCUUGACAAAACGAUCGAUCUCGCCCUAGACAAGCGUCUCAAUCGUAAAUUCGACACCCACAUCUUGCCCUGGUUGUUCGGAAUAUGGCUCUUCUCAUUCAUAGACCGCAGCAACAUAGGCAAUGCUCGUAUAGCAGGCUUGUCAGAUGAGUUAACGAUCACAACUGGCACGCGGUUCAACGUUGCGCUCCUAGUCUUCUACAUCCCGUACAUCAUCGUUGACGUACAUUCGAACCUGCUCGUCAAGCGUCUGCGCGCCGGCAUCUACUUACCCGCUCUUAUAACUUCAUGGGGUCUGGUGUGUACAUUUAUGGGUUUCGUCCAGUCAUUUGCUGGACUGGUUGUAUGCAGGUUGUUGCUAGGACUAUGCGAAGGUGGCAUCCUCGGUGGUGUGAUAAUUUACCUUGCCAUGUUCUACAGGAGAGGCGAGAUGCUAUUGAGGAGCGGUUUAUUCUACUGCGCCGCGCCGUUAUCCGGGGCUUUUGGCGGACUUUUAGCUUCAGGUUUGGCAACCAUCGAGGUUGGGGAGUAUCGGAGAUGGCCUUGGAUCUUCUUUGUCGAGGGUGCGAUCACAGUCGUCUUCGGCAUCAUCUGCUUCUUCUUCAUGCCCGAUACCCCUGCCGCAGCAGGCUUCUUAAGCGAUGAAGAGAAGGAAUGGGCAUUGCGACGUAUGAGGCUUGACGCGGGAGGAUCGACCGAAGUCGAUGUCGAUGAUGAAAGGUCUAGCUGGCAUUGGGUCAAGAUGGCAUUGGUAGCCCCACAGACCUAUCUAUCGGCCUUCAUCUGGUUCUUCCUAUUGGUGCCACUAUAUAGCUUCUCACUGUUUCUACCUAGUAUCAUCGCAGGCAUGGGGUACCGAAGCACCACCGCGCAGCUCUUCACAGUGCCUCCCAACAUGGCUGCUUUUAUCACCGUUGUUGGUACGGCGUAUGCCUCGGACAAGCUAAAAACAGGGGUUACUUUAUCAUUGGAGGAUGCUUGGUGGGAAUAUGUGGUUACGUGA
This is a messenger RNA of Alternaria atra, 1053 nucleotides long. RefSeq lists its product as uncharacterized. Lineage: Eukaryota; Fungi; Ascomycota; Dothideomycetes; Pleosporales; Pleosporaceae. The transcript is spliced from 4 exons. Gene Ontology annotation, molecular function: transmembrane transporter activity. The coding region runs from base 1 to 1053 and encodes 350 amino acids. Gene Ontology annotation, biological process: transmembrane transport. The record is from RefSeq and is a predicted model, not a curated record. Gene Ontology annotation, cellular component: membrane.